GCAUCUUGAGCUUCAAAACUGGAAAGUACGGAACACUGAAAAGUGUUUACUUACUUUCAUUUUCACUUUUUGUGCUGACUAACUGCGACUGUUUUCCGCGUUGUGUACUAUUAGACAUUUAGAAUAAUCGCGCAUUCUUUCGACUAUUUAAUUCUUGCCUAUUAUUGCAUUGAAACGGGUAUUUUUUGACUAUCAAAUAAAUAUAUUCCCAUCACACAAGAUGACUUCCAUAGACAUUCGCCCGGAGUCCAAGAAGAUGGUCGAUGACUUCUGCACUCAGCUCACUAAAGAGGCAGAGACCCUGGUCACAUCAUUCUUCCCUCAGAAGAUUGCAGAGAUGGAGAUGCUAUUGAAGAAAUCCUUUAGCACUGAUGGCCUGGCAGCUCUGAAGUCACCUCUGGACAUCCCAAUGCCAGACCCAGCUAAAGAAGAGGCAAAGAGAAAGAAGAAAGAGGAGAAAGAAGCAAAGGAAGGAAAGAAAGACAAGGACAGCGAUAAAGAAGAUGAAGAUGCAGGGCCUGCCUGCGGUCCGAUCCCCUGCAACGAGAGAGUGGAAAGUCUUCUGAAGGAGAUCAAGCCUCAGAUCCAGAUACUGAAAGAGAAACUCAACACCGUGUCAAUGUGGGUGCAACUUCAGAUUCCCAAAAUUGAAGAUGGGAACAACUUUGGAGUAGCUGUGCAGGAAAAAGUGUUUGAAUUGUUGACCAACACUCGCACAAAGAUUGAGGGAUUCCAGACACAGAUCUCAAAGUACUACAGUGAGAGAGGGGAUGCUGUUGACAAGGCCUCAAAAGAGCCACACGUGGGAGACUACAGGCAGCUGGUGCAUGAGCUGGACCAGUACCAGUACUGUGAGCUGCGCAUCGUGGUUCUGGAGAUCCGCAACACUUAUGCCGUGCUGUUGGACAUAAUUAACAAGAACUAUGACAAGAUCAAGAAGCCCAGAGGGGACUGCAAAGCCCUCAUCUACUGAUGAUCAACUGACUGUUGUAUUUGCACUCUAGUUGGCAAUACACCUACUCAACCAUUCACUGGUUAUGAUACAAAUCGUGUAGUGUAACAUGUUAAGAUGAUUGUUGGGUAACUGAAUACAUUGACAGUUCAUUUAAAAACAUUUUCAUUUUCAUCAAUGAUAAAAAUAACACUGCUGUAUUACACAAUCAUUUUUAUUCAGAUUUCAAAAUAAAGCAGUGAUAACUGACAUAU
Salvelinus namaycush (lake trout) is the source of this 1206-nucleotide messenger RNA. Its product is annotated as proteasome activator complex subunit 1-like. Lineage: Eukaryota; Metazoa; Chordata; Actinopteri; Salmoniformes; Salmonidae. Bases 221 to 973 code for a protein of 250 amino acids. Gene Ontology annotation, molecular function: endopeptidase activator activity. The transcript is spliced from 11 exons. The record is from RefSeq and is a predicted model, not a curated record. Gene Ontology annotation, biological process: positive regulation of endopeptidase activity; regulation of G1/S transition of mitotic cell cycle; regulation of proteasomal protein catabolic process. Gene Ontology annotation, cellular component: proteasome activator complex; cytoplasm; nucleoplasm.